Podospora anserina S mat+ is the source of this 870-nucleotide messenger RNA. RefSeq lists its product as uncharacterized. The transcript has a single exon. The coding region runs from base 1 to 870 and encodes 289 amino acids. Gene Ontology annotation, biological process: carbohydrate metabolic process. Gene Ontology annotation, molecular function: zinc ion binding; aldehyde-lyase activity. Lineage: Eukaryota; Fungi; Ascomycota; Sordariomycetes; Sordariales; Podosporaceae. The record is from RefSeq and is a predicted model, not a curated record.
AUGGCUCCUAGACCCCCCCUUUCAGAGAACCGCUCCAUGAGCAUUCUCAACAAGGCCCUCGCUGGGGGGUACGCCGUCCCAGCCAUGUGCUGCUACAACAUCGAAUCCAUCAUCGCCACCGUCAGAGCUGCCGAAGCCGCCCGCUCCCCAGCUAUGGUCUUGCUCUUCCCGUGGGCGAUUCAAUAUGCCGGUGACGCUCUCGUCAAAGCCGCCGCUGAGGCAGCUCACUCGGCCUCGGUCCCAGUCUCCCUCCACCUGGACCACUGCCAGACACCCGAGCUGGUCCGCAGGGCAGCCGACAUCCCGGACGCCUUUGACAGCAUCAUGUGCGACAUGUCGCACUACGAAAAGGAGGAGAAUCUCAAGCUCACCGCCGAACUGGUUCAAUACUGCCACGAGCGCGGUAUCGCCGCAGAGGCAGAGCCAGGGCGUAUCGAAGGUGGCGAGGACGGCGUAGCUGAGACUGCUGACCUCGAGGGACUGCUUACUACCCCCGAGGAAGCGGAGGAGUUUGUUGCCACCGGGAUUGACAUGUUGGCGCCGGCGUUUGGGAAUGUGCAUGGGGAGUAUGGACCGAGGGGGAUCCAGCUGGAGUAUGACCGGCUUGAUGCUAUCAACAAGAAGGUCGGGGAUAGGGUCAGGUUGGUGCUGCAUGGGGCUGAUCCGUUCGAUGAGGAGAUUUUUAGAAAGUGCAUGGCGGGGGGGGUGACGAAGGUGAAUAUCAACAAGGGGAUGAAUAAUCACUAUGCGUGGACGCAGGAGAAGAUGAGGGGGAAGCCGUUGACGAGUGUGAUUGAGAAGGGGACGGAGGCGAUGCAGGUGGCGAUUGAGAGGUAUAUGCAUUGGUUGGGGAGUGCUGGGAAGGCUUGA